AUGGGCACCGCGUCGAGGACACUGUCAACCUGCUCGCGCUGCCCCACCUACCUGGAGAGCAGGUGGCGGCUUUGCCCUGCCAAUGUUUUCACUCCCGCCCAAUCACCCUUCUGCUUCUUCCUCCCGCUCUCUCCCCUCAUCCCCCACUCUCUUGCCCCUGUCCCCUCGCAACCUGUGUGCGAGACAUGGGAGCAGCGUGGACAACACGAUGAAUCAGAGGCCACGAUGCUAGCGCGCAUGGGGUAUGAGUGCACCAUCGCUGCCAACAGCCAGGAUGCUAUCCGCUGCCUGCAUGCACACCUCCAACCUUGUGCUCAUAGACUUGCAGAUGCCAGUUCUGGACGGAAUCUUAGCCACGCGGCUCAUCGAGGCGCAGUGGCGCCACACCUGCCCAUCUUUGUGCUCACAGCCAACGUGUUGGAGACGGACUGA
Messenger RNA from Closterium sp. Yama58-4, 432 nucleotides. NCBI's taxonomy places the organism in Eukaryota, Viridiplantae, Streptophyta, Zygnematophyceae, Desmidiales, Closteriaceae. The record is from the annotation of a GenBank genome assembly.